Nerophis lumbriciformis (worm pipefish) is the source of this 1473-nucleotide messenger RNA. NCBI's taxonomy places the organism in Eukaryota, Metazoa, Chordata, Actinopteri, Syngnathiformes, Syngnathidae. The record is from RefSeq and is a predicted model, not a curated record.
AUGGGCGGCUUUGAAAUUUCAUGGAACUUUACAUUUAAUCCUAAAGAGGGAAUAGACAACCCAAUAAUGGUUAUCACAGAAGAGUCCACACCAACGCCACGUCUCUGUGUGCUAAAAAAGGAGAACGGGGAGUCCUAUGGUUUUCAUCUGAGAGUGGAAUGGGUGAAACAAGGUCACAUUAUAAGGAAAGUGGUCUCUGGAGGGGUUGCAUGGCGUUGUGGACUAGAGGAUGGAGACAGGCUUCUUGAAGUCAACAAUGCCUAUGUAGACGAUGUGCCUCACCAGGAGGUAGCCAGAAGAAUAAGGCUAAGUGGAAACCACUUAUGCUUAUUGGUUCUGGAUGGGGAGGCGUAUGAGAGGGCAGUCACCGAAGGGCAUGGCCUGCGUGAUCUUGUCAAAGCAUAUAAGGGUAAAGACUUUAAACAACCAAGACUUUGUCACAUCCCCAGGCACCCUGUCUUGGGUCUGGGCAUCAACUUCACACCUGUUGGAGCUGAAAAAGGUUGUUUCUCUGUCAACCUGGUGCCCGAAGGGCCAGCUGAAAAGGCUGGCGUACGCAAAGGGGAUCGACUGGUGUGGAUGAACGGAGCUGUGGUUUCAGAUCUCACACACUCUGCACUCAGCAGAAUGAUAAAAAAAUGCGGCGAUUCCAUCACCAUCCUAGUGAUUGACAGCGAGAGUGAGAAGAAGUACACUCAACUAAGGAUGCCCAUACUCCCUAUUAUGGCGGUUCCGCACAACCUACCCUUUAGAGCUAGAAAAUUAGACUUGGAUUUGGCACCUGAGGGCUACGGUUUCCUCCUUCGCUUUGAAAAGGCGUCAUCAGGGCGUACCGCUCAUGUACUGCGUAAGGUGGACGCUGGGAGUCCAGCAGAAAGGGCUGGAGUGCGGGAUGGCGAUGUGUUGCUGGAGGUCAACGGAGAGUCUGUAGAAUUGUUGCAGCAUGACGAGAUUGUGACAAGAGUGAGAGAGAGUGGCCAGCAGAUCUCAAUUACCACAAUUAUUCCACGGGGCCAUGAGUUUUACACAAAGUUAGGUCUAUCGCCUCUCCUCUUCUGUGAAGAUGCCAACAUUCAACCAGUCAACGCAUCAGAAAAUUGUCUACAGAAUGAUACAGCAGGUUCAUCUAAGCCUAGGCUCUGUUCUGUUCAAAGAGGAAACUUGGGUUUUGGCUUCAACCUUGGCUGUAUCCCACAGUGUCCCGGAACCUUCAUCAGUCAGGUGACCCCAGGGAGCCCAGGGGAUAAAUCAGGACUAAUAAUGGGUAAUAUAGUGAUGGAAGUUAAUGGGAAAAAUGUGGAAAAACAAUAUCUGGAAGAUGUGAUUAUGCUUGUAAAGGAAGGAGGGCCAUGUCUUUCCUUACUUGUCAAGGAUAAAGCGGACUGCGGGAACUUGAAUAAAGAACAGAUCGCAGUUGAGAUCACCAGCAGUGAGGUGACGACAUUCAUGAAGCAACAAAAGCAUGGCCUCUAG